AUGAAAAUUAAUAAUUGCAAGUUGUGUGAAAUUUACGAUAAUCAAAAGCAUUCAGGCGACAAAGGUGCACAGUCACAAUAUUGUCGUCACACAUCAGCAGCAGCUGCCGCUUUUCUUUCGCCGAACCAUAUUCGUGAUUUCUUAGCCUUUCAUCUACUCAGAGUUUCAGAAAUCAAGCGGAGAGAAACGAAGCAAAUCAGAAGUAAAACGAAAGGAAAAGAAUUUCAUGAAGUUGAAUGA
Molecule: messenger RNA, 240 nt
Organism: Clunio marinus
Lineage: Eukaryota; Metazoa; Arthropoda; Insecta; Diptera; Chironomidae
Source: the annotation of a GenBank genome assembly